Messenger RNA from Salvelinus sp. IW2-2015, 1255 nucleotides. RefSeq names its product voltage-gated inwardly rectifying potassium channel KCNH3-like. Gene Ontology annotation, cellular component: plasma membrane. The record is from RefSeq and is a predicted model, not a curated record. Gene Ontology annotation, biological process: regulation of membrane potential; potassium ion transmembrane transport. Gene Ontology annotation, molecular function: voltage-gated potassium channel activity. NCBI's taxonomy places the organism in Eukaryota, Metazoa, Chordata, Actinopteri, Salmoniformes, Salmonidae.
AUGUUACCCCUCCCACACCCCAGCAAUGUUCCUCCACACCCAUGUUACCUCCACACCCCAGAAUGUACCCCACCCACACCCCAGAAUGUUACCCCCUUCCCAACCCAGAAUGGUUACCCCUCCCACACCCCAGAAUGUUACCCCUCCACCCCCAGAAUGUUCCUCCACACCCCAUUUACCUCCCACACCCAGAAUGUUUACCCCACCCACAUGCCCAGAAGUUACCCCUCACCAUCCCCAGAAUGUACCCCACCACACCCCAGAUGUUACCCUCGACCACACCCAGAAUGUUACCCCAUCCCACACCCCAGAAAAUGUACCCCACUCCACAUCCCAGAAUGUUACCGCCCCACACCCAGAAGUUUACCCCAUCCCACACCCCAGAAUGUUACCCCUCCCACACCCCAGAAUGUUACCCCAUCCACACCCCAGAAUGUUACCCCCCCCACCCCAGAAUGUUACCCCUCCCACACCCCAGAAUGCUACCACACCUACAUUGCACUGAACUUCCGCACCACCUAUGUGAGUACGACGGGUCAGGUGGUUUAUGAAGCCCGCUCUAUCUUUGUACACUACGCCACCUCCUGGCUGUUUGUUGACCUGAUCGCCGCCCUGCCCUUUGAUCUGCUCUACGCCUUCAAUAUCAGCGUGUACUUUGGGGUCCACCUGCUGAAGACAGUGCGGUUACUCCGUCUCCUGAGGCUGCUCCAGAAGCUGGAGCGUUACUCUGAGUACAGCGCCGUGGUUCUGACCCUGCUCAUGUCUACUUUCGCCCUGCUGGCCCACUGGAUGGCCUGCGUCUGGUACUUCAUCGGACGCCAGGAGAUCGAGAGCAACAGCCUGAGCUCCUGGGAUAAUGGCUGGCUUCAUGAACUGGCAAAACGUCUCGACACCCCUUACUUCCUGUCACCUUUAACCUCGUUCCUCGGAGUCACUGAUUCGCUGCACACUUCUAGAACGAAUGGGUUGGCAGCCAAUUACAAUCACUGGAACACAUCAGGGUCAGAGCCGAUUGGACAGGAUUUCUCCUCCUCCUUCAGCUCCGGCCAAUGGAACGUCAGCGARGCGGGGCGGAGCCAGGUGAAUGGCUCAGGGGUCUCGGGGGCGGCGCUAGGAGGCGGGCCGUCAGUGAGGAGCUCCUACGUGACGUCGCUGUACUUCGCUCUGAGCAGUCUGACCAGCGUGGGCUUCGGAAACGUCUCGGCCAACACCGACUCAGAGAAGAUCUUCUCCAUCUGCACCAUGCUCAUAGGAG